Messenger RNA from Carassius auratus (goldfish), 567 nucleotides. RefSeq names its product interleukin-12 subunit beta-like. The record is from RefSeq and is a predicted model, not a curated record. The transcript is spliced from 4 exons. The coding region runs from base 1 to 567 and encodes 188 amino acids. NCBI's taxonomy places the organism in Eukaryota, Metazoa, Chordata, Actinopteri, Cypriniformes, Cyprinidae. Gene Ontology annotation, molecular function: protein binding.
AUGGUGACUGGGUGUCACAGCCGUGGAUGGGAUUUUUUUCUCCCACAUUCCACCAAUUCAUAUUCUGAAGAGUCUGAGCGGCUGCUGAUCACAGGGGAGGCAGUUUCCACAUGCUGCUAUAUGAAAACGGACUACAGCUUCUAUCUACGAGACGUUGUUAAGCCAGCAGAUCCAGGCAUUUCAAUCUGCUCUAUAGAAAAUGAGGGGAGUGAUGAACAAAUCAUUGAAAUAGAGGUGAAGCCUCCCUCGACCUGGCCGCAGCCCCACAGUUUCUUUCCUCUUAAGCAUGAGAUUGAGUAUGAGAUACGGCACAAUGGGGAGCUGAAGACUGAAGAAAGGGAAGAGGGCUCAAAGAUCAAAGUUAAGGGCUCCAUCACCAAACUAAGGGUCCGCUGCAGAGACCUGCUACUCCUCUCUCAGUGGAGCGAGUGGAGCAAGUGGAAAAAUGUGCCCAAAAGGAAACAAAGAGGCUGUAACAAAGAAGCACACUCAAAACCAUGCAACAAGAAGAAAAAUAAACAGAAAACUCGGCAGAAGAAUUGGAAAUGCCUGAAUUGGGAAUUUUGA